This is a messenger RNA of Linum trigynum, 1677 nucleotides long. The record is from the annotation of a GenBank genome assembly. NCBI's taxonomy places the organism in Eukaryota, Viridiplantae, Streptophyta, Magnoliopsida, Malpighiales, Linaceae.
GGGCAUAUCAAGAACAAUCUCAUUAGCAAGAAGAAUUUCUCCCACAACCAGAAGGGCCAUCGGAGCUGGAGUUACCCAUGGCGGCCUUCACGGGCCAUUCUGCAGAGCCAUGCUACACUCCACAGCCAGAUCCAAACUAUGAAUUGAGGCUUCUCAUGGAGCAGUUUGCUCGAGACAGUGAGAGAUCAUUGUCUAGGAUGGAUCUUUGUACCCAGGCCUAUCGCGAAACAGAGGAGAUCCUCCUGAGCCUUAAGAAGAGCGUCGAUUAUCUUGAGCGAUCUUGUGCACAACCUGCUCCAGAUCACCCUUCUGCUACCAUACUAGAAGAGGAGGAGGAGGAAGAAGGCUACAAGGACAUGGUGGAGCACACAGAAGUUAUCACGGAGAGCUCCCGUGAUGAUCAUGAUCAGGAAUGUCCUGUCGUAGUCGACCACACCUUCCCACAUCCCAAUCUGAGCUUUGAAGAGGCGGGCAUGAGUGAGGAGAUGCAAGAAGAUCUCAUGAAAGGAAUUGCUUGGCAACUUGCUCUCCAAUCCGUGCUAGAAGAAGAAGAGCAAGAAAGGGUGCAGAAAGAAGUUGUGGAGGAUGACGAAAGUGAAGCAGGAGGAGUUCUUGAUCAUUUCCCAGGGGUGAUACCACAUGAACAAGGAAGGGAGGUUGACGAAGCAAUUGGCGUCCAGGCCGAGGACGAAGUUGAGGUGGAAGAGGCCUGCACCGGCCAUGAGUUGCAAGUAAUAUCCCCAUCAAACUUCAGGGAAUUGCUUAGCAAGGACCCAUUUGCAGUGUCUCUUUGCCAGACCAAGGCCACAUCGACAUCGGUCCCUCUUGGUGGACGCGAUGGUGGCCAAUCCAUGCUGUCAUAUCUGGUUUGGGGCAAUGAGAAGAGAGAAGAGAAGAAGAGGUCUCGAGGGUGGAGACUUCAUCUGCAUCAAGUGCACGAGCUUCCAUCUAUUGUCAUACCACAUGCUCGUGACUUGAGAUUCCACCUCAUCGACGAGAACGUCAACUUCAAAGAGGUUUUGGGGUGGACCGAAACUUAGGAGCCAUCGUCCGGCUCACGACGUGAAAGAAGCGCUUGUUGGGAGGCAACCUAACCAGUCGGUUUGCAUUUCUUUCUCUUUUUCUCCUCGUUUGAGUCAGUUUUGUUAUUUGAUUUUAGAGUCAAUAACUCAACCUUUGUGAGAUUUUGUGUGGUGUUUUGUUCCGACUACUCUCUCCUCCUGGAAUGCACGGCCUGCCCCGUCCACCAUCAUUCACCCUUGAUCUGGUAACUUCGUUCUACCCUCCUUAUCUUUCCUCCAUUGAGGACAAUUUUGUGCUUAAGUGUGGGGGGAUUGAUGUUCGAUUAUGAAUGCGUGUGAAUGUUUGGCUGUUUGUGUGCUUGGAGCCUAGUCCACUGUCCAAAUUUCUAUUUGAGGGCUCCAAGUACGUGUUCCUUGCAAUUGCCUGCUCAGUAUGCUUUGAAUUGACAGUCUUUAUAGUAAUAUGCAACCUAGGGAGGUAGUGUAGCACUAUGGAGGAUGUUGAUGCAUUUAAGAAGUCUCAUUUCUUCUUCAUAUUGUGUUGGUUGAUUGUGUGAAUUAGUGAUCUUAAGACCCUUGAAUUGUGUGGUGUUGUGGACUCUAUACCUAUCAUGGACUCCUGUAUCAUGUUUUGAAAUAAAAGGUGCUCGAUAAU